Messenger RNA from Dermacentor silvarum, 1538 nucleotides. Its product is annotated as multiple epidermal growth factor-like domains protein 9. The coding region runs from base 265 to 1485 and encodes 406 amino acids. The record is from RefSeq and is a predicted model, not a curated record. The transcript is spliced from 5 exons. Gene Ontology annotation, molecular function: protein binding. NCBI's taxonomy places the organism in Eukaryota, Metazoa, Arthropoda, Arachnida, Ixodida, Ixodidae.
ACAAUGAGUCAGAGCCGCCAGAGCGUCGGCGGCGUCGGUCCAGCGCGGUGCGUCUCCUCCAACGAGUAUCGGCGGAUGCGCAGCUCGGCGUGAGCCAGACUCGAGUCCCACCGCCGCGACGCUCGGCCGUUGUACGCGUCGCGCACCAACGGCGACAAAAGCGGUGAUGCAGCGGCGUCGCUGCACAAAGUGAGUGGUGGUGGCAAUGAGCGUGUGAAAGGCGGGAAGUAGCGCUGCUCGGUGUUGCGGCGUCGUCUCCAGGCGAUGUUGUGCUCCGGUACCCUGUGGCGUGCGCUCUGCGCUUGGCUCUCCCUGGGCUUCGCCGCCUCCUCUGUCCGCGCCAAGGAGAUCAACGAGCUCGACUCAAAAGAGACGACGGAGCAACAGUGGCCGCUGGGUCCCCCGCGCGAGGUCACCAUCGACGCCAUUGCCGAGCACUCGUUCACGUUGCGCUGGAAGCCGCCCCGACCGAACCCCAACAAGCACGUCAAGCUGCAAGGGUACAUGCUCACUUACGCACCCACCGGCAAGGCUGCCUUCGGCGAGGAGAAGGCGCUGAUGCUGCCGGCGGUGAUCCAGUCCAAGCUGGUGACGCGGCUGCGCGAGGGCACCGAGUACGCCGUGGUCCUAUCGGCCGUCUACCCCAACGUGCAGACGGCAGCCGCACCCAAGCUCAGCGUCCGCACCGCCCUGCCCGUCGCCGAACUGCCUGUCGGCGACGACUCCUACCUGGACAAUAAGAUCCAGUGCAACUGCAGCGAGGAAGGCAUGGUGGCGUGCACGCGGUCGGCGCUGCAGGACGUGGCGUGCAGCUGCUUCCCGAGCUACGCGGGCCGCUGGUGCGAGUCGUGCGCCAGCGGCUUCUUCCGGGUGGGCAAGCGGUGCGCCGCCUGCCCCUGCAGCAACGCCACAUCGACGGGCGAGUGCGAGGCGGGCACCGGAAGCGAGAGCGUCUCCUGCCGCUCCUGCCUGCCAGGCCACCGGGGACCCCUGUGCUCGGCCUGCGCGGCGGGCUACCACUGGAAGGGCGAGCGCUGCGAGCCCAUCAGCUGCCUCAGCUUCGCCAUGUGCGCCCGCGAGCCGGACAAUCCGGGCUGCCGGGACUGCCACCUCGUCCAGAACAGCCUGCCACCGGUCGCUCAAAAAAGCUCGGAGAGAGGCCUGACGUCCGGUGCAGUGGCGCUGGUAUCGGUACUGGCAACCCUAUGCUUCCUGCUGGUUGUGGCCGGCGGCGCCACAUGGUACCGGUACCGGCUGAGGCGGCGGUCAAGAGCCGGCCUGCCGUUCUGGAGCAUCGAACUGAGCGAAGACAAACCAGCUCCAGCGGCGGACUACCAGCACCUUGAGGCCGCCUCGAGCAAGCUCGUCGUUCAGGACGAAGAAGCGGCGCAGCUCGACAAGUGCUCGCCCGUUCCGCCGCAGAGGCCGUGCACGGGAGGGACGCCUGAGGUGUCGCAGUGCCCGAAUGGUGGACUGUGCCAGUGAGACACCUUGGACACUCGUGGACACACCGGAUGUGCUUAACCGGACUUCGCGUG